AUGAAAGUGUUCUGGUCGACAAAACACCAACAAGAUCAAUAUGAGCCUAUGGAGUGUGAAGAAGAAGAAGAAAUUCCAGAUGAUCCAAUGAAUGAGGAGGAAACUCCUACAUCGGAUGCACAGGAAGAUCGACUCGUUUUUCAGCCGCAAGCGGAACGAUCAAGGCGUACACGCGAACCAAUGUUGUUGUUGGAGAACAUAUCAGAUGCCGUAGAAUGUUUGGAAGGAAGCGAAGGGCCACCAUCUCCAGAGCGUGCAAGGAUUGAUGAUGACGGCCUUCUGGCUGAAGCUGUUCUUGCUUACGCUGUAAGUGUUGGUGAAGAAUCGGGCUUGCCUACCACGUAUGCGCAGUCAAUGGCUAGUGACGAAACAGAACAUUGGCGACAAGCGAUGAACGCCAAAUAUCAAUCGCAUCGCCAGAACAGAAUAUGGACACUCUUUCCACGAGAAUCAGUUCGACGUACAAUUGGAUGCCGCUGGGCCUUUGCUAAGAAGCGUUGCCAGAAAAGAUGUAUUGUGCGCUACAAAGCACGAUUGGUGGCUAAAGGAUUUAAGCAGUUAUACGGUGUGGAUUUCUUCGAGGCUUACUUUCCAGUGGCCAACUUGAACUCAGUUCAAGUUGUACUCGCAGUGUGUGCUGUAUUAUGCUACAAAAUGGAGCAGCUGAACGUUGACACGCCUUUCUCAACACUAUAUAUGGACUCAAGCAAGCUGCAAGUGCCCGGAACAAGACGAACGAUCACGUCUUCAAGAAGAACCAUUUUAAAUGUUGUGGAGCGAAUCAAUGAGUAUACCCAGGACGAGCAGCAAGAUUCUAGAGGUCAAGGGGAUGCUGAACAGUGUUUUCAAGAUGAAGGAUCUCGGUAUGGCGAAGUUAACCUUGGGCAUGGAGAUCGACCACGACAGGUCAGCUUCCACACUAAUGAUCAGGCAGACACGGUACAUUAUCGACGUGGCUGA
Messenger RNA from Plasmopara halstedii, 960 nucleotides. RefSeq names its product retrotransposon ty1-copia subclass. The record is from RefSeq and is a predicted model, not a curated record. Lineage: Eukaryota; Oomycota; Peronosporomycetes; Peronosporales; Peronosporaceae. The transcript has 4 exons. Bases 1 to 960 code for a protein of 319 amino acids.